Messenger RNA from Triticum turgidum subsp. durum (durum wheat), 1878 nucleotides. NCBI's taxonomy places the organism in Eukaryota, Viridiplantae, Streptophyta, Magnoliopsida, Poales, Poaceae. The record is from the annotation of a GenBank genome assembly.
AUGCCCAAGGCAGGAGACUGUAGCGGCGGCGGUGGCGGUGGCCGGAGGGACCUGCCUCUGCUUUUCCUCAGGGUGGGCGCUGCCAUCACGCUCUCCAUCGCUGGGCUCUUCUUCUCGCGGCUGCGGUGGCAGCGCCGGCCUCGGCCCCGGCACCUCCUGCUCCCUCCUCCUUCAGAGCCAGAUGAUGCCCGUGGCAUGAAGGGUGGUGGUGGAGGGCUCAAGGAUGAGCUAAGGAUCCUCAAGAAUGAGGACACCAAGGCGAAAAUAAUCAGUGGGAACUCUGUGCACACAACCACUACCACUACAACGACCACCACCACUGCCUCGAUGUCACUUCCCCCGAAAUGCCGAAACAUUGAUGAUGAUGAUGAUGAUGAAGGAUUUCUCCUUCCAGAAUUCAAUGAAAUGGUUAUGGAAGAAUUUGGCAGAGACAUAGGCAAUAUCGCAAGCUCACCUGCAGCGAGAGUAAGGGAAGAUGCAUCUAAUGAGCAUGAAAUUUUCAAGCUCAGAGAUUUGGUUAGAUCUCUGCAAGAAAGGGAAAAGACCCUGGAGAUACAACUUUUGGAGUUGUAUGGUUUGCAGGAGCAAGGUGCUGCAGUUAGGGAGCUUGAGAACCAACUGAAGAUAAGCAAUGUCGAGUCACAGCUAUACUCCUUGAAGAUCGAAUCCUUGCAAUCUGAAAAUCAGAGGUUACAAACACAGUUGUCUGAAAGCUCAAAGUUAACUUCGCAGCUUGAGAUGACAAAAUCAAAAUGCAAGCUGUUGAAAAAGAAGUUGAGACUGGAUGCGGAACAAGCAAAGGAGAAAAUCACUUCCCUUCAGAACAUAGUUGAUUCUUUUCAGUGCAAGGAGAUUAUUGAGGGAGAAGUUGAUGGUGAGGCUGAGAAGAAAUUAAAGAGGCUAGAGGAAUUGGAAAAUGAGGCAAGAGAGCUUAGAGCUGCAAAUUCAAGGCUGCAGCAGGAGAAUUCACACCUUAGUAGGCGAUUGGAGCUCACACGCCUACCGCCUGUACCCAAGUCCCACAAUAGCAUGGAGGUAAAAACAUCAGAACAAGUUGAUGGGUUGAAGCAAGAAAACGAGAAGUUGUCAAAAGAGGUUGAACAACUGCGGACUGACAGGUUUGCAGAUGUUGAGGAGCUGGUAUAUCUUAAAUGGAUCAAUGCUUGCCUGCGGCAUGAGCUGAAGAACAAGGGGACUCCUGGUCCUGGGGCACAAACUACAGCACAGGAUCUAAGCAACACCCUAAGCCCCAAAUCUGAACAGACAGCCAAGCAAUUGAUAAUGGAGUAUGCCAAUGUUGGUGCGGACGAGAGAAGUUUAAGCUCCAUAGAAUUUGGCUCAGAGUACGCUUCUUCAAGGGCAUCAUCAAGUGGCGAACCCGAUGACACAUCGACCGACAUGUCAUCAAUCACAACGCCCAGAAACCCGAAGAAGAAAGAGAAGAAGAAGUUUUUCUCUAAGCUACGGAAAUUGGUACUGGGAAAAGAUAAGGAAAAGAACAAUUUCCCUACUUUGGAGAGGAGAGUGUCUAUUUCGAGCUGUUCCUUUGAUGACUUCACUGGAAGAGAGUCGCAUGAUAGCUAUUCUUCCUUCUUGACAGAAGGAGCCAAUCAGCAACAUGACGAUCGCAGCUGCGGUACGCCUUCUUUUGGCAGCCAAAGAUAUAGCACAGCUGAAGCAGGAGAUGGAAGAUACCAGCGUCAUGGGGUAAAAAAGAAUGCAUCUUUCGGAUCCGGAAGAUUCAGUGAACAUGGUUCUCAGUUUGAUAGCGGUGAGGCCACAAUACCAGAAGACGUCGAGAUCCACAAAUUCGCCGAGGCACUGAUUACAUCAAGGACAGGUUCUAUGUCAUCCAGAAGGACCUUAUCCUUCAGCUAA